UCCCGAGCAUCCUGCAAAGUGUAUUGUAGAAUGCAAGAGUUGGCAUCAUCAACUGCCUUUUGGAGUUUUACCUUCUACAUUUAAUCAAGCCUGGGAAUAUUUUAAUGAUGUUGAGGAUAAAGAAGGAAAUAUUGCUUCUGAAGAAAUUAUAAUUAACGGGAAUGAAACAACUUGUCUUUGGCCAAGUGGAAACUCUGAACCCUAUUAUGGUCAUGUACAGCCUGGGAUUACAUAUGUUCGGGUUUAUCCUCGGAAAGUUGAUACUGCAAUCACUUAUAUGUACAAAGGAUACUCAUUAUAUCUCUUGAUGUGUGAAGUAAAAUUACCAAAUGCAUCAAGUUGUGGUGUCUAUAAUAAGCUUAUUCGGUUAUUAAAUGAUGCCAUCAAUAAUUUUAUUAUAUUUUUUUUAAAAACUGCAAAAAUUAUUACUUAUGACUUAAAACUUCUUUUUAGUAAAAUGAGAUGGGUUGGGCUAUUUGUUUUUGAUGGACAGAUACAGCUUAUAUUAUUACGGUUUAAUUCAGAACAGCUUCGAUUCACUUGGUUGGCACGUGAAGUGAUUAUUCCUACCUCAUUUGAAAAACACGAU
This is a messenger RNA of Racocetra persica, 589 nucleotides long. The record is from the annotation of a GenBank genome assembly. NCBI's taxonomy places the organism in Eukaryota, Fungi, Glomeromycota, Glomeromycetes, Diversisporales, Gigasporaceae.